AGACUACAUCCAAAAAGAAAUCAAAAUACAAGACUUGAUCUUGAUGCGUUGAAUUUAGAGAUAGACACGAUAAAAAAAUGGAAGCUUUGGUAUGCAGAAAGCUCGGUGAUCCGACAGUCGCGCCGGAGGGGAGUGACGACUCCGCCCUGACCCUCUCAAAGGCCCACCCAAUCCCCCAACUGAAUUCGCCCACAUCGGUGCGAAUCCGAGUGAAAGCAACCAGCUUGAACUUCGCCAAUUACCUCCAAAUUCAGGGCAAGUACCAAGAGAAGCCGCCGCUGCCCUUCAUUCCUGGAUCCGAUUACUCCGGCACCGUCGAGGCCAUCGGAGAAGGCGUCUCUAAGUUCAAAGUCGGCGACCCCGUUUGCUCCCUUGCCGCCCUCGGAUCGUUCGCCCAAUUCGUCGUCGCCGAUGAAUCCGAGCUGUUUUUGGUGCCUAAAGGGUGUGACUUGGUUGGCGUUGGUGCGUUUCCGGUUGCGUAUGGUACAUCUCAUGUGGCACUUGUUCAUAGAGCACAACUAGGUGCCGGUCAGGUAUUGAUGGUUCUUGGUGCUGCUGGAGGAGUUGGUGUUUCUGCGGUACAAAUUGGCAAGAUCCGUGGUGCCACUGUUAUAGCCGUAGCUAGGGGGGUUGAGAAGGUGCGGUUCCUCAAAUCAUUGGGCGUUGAUCAUGUCGUUGACUUGAGCAACGAGGAUAUGACUCAAAGCGUGAAGGGGUUUCUCAAGGCUAGAAAGCUUAAAGGGGUGGAUGUUCUGUACGAUCCAGUGGGAGGGAUGCUCACGAAAGACUCGUUGAAGUUGCUUAACUGGGGAGCGCACAUCCUGAUCAUAGGGUUCGCAAGUGGAGAAGUGCCGAUAGUCCCAGGAAAUAUCGCACUUGUUAAGAACUGGACAGUUCAUGGACUGUACUGGGGGAGCCAUAGGAUACAUCGACCACGUAUUCUCGAAGACUCGCUCAAGGAACUGCUGUCUUGGCUAGCUGAUGGCUUACUGACUGUGAAAAUAUCCCAUACUUAUAGCCUCCCUCAGGCAAAUCUUGCUUUUGCUGCCCUCAAGAAUAGAGAAGCAAUCGGAAAGGUUUUGAUUGUGUUUGAUGAGGCCACCCCCAAGCUGUGAUGCCCAUAAAUGGACAAUGUUCGACCGCAGAGGCCCGGUGUGUGGUAAUAUUCGAAACGUGACGUUGCCUGCUGCGCGUCGAGGGAUAAAAGUAGACAUUACAGUUUGGGCUAUAGUUGGUGGCUCUGGAAAUAAGUCUUCUUCUUUGUUUGUGUUUAAACUGUUAGUUGAAACUACAGUAUGAUUGCUAGAUUGUUUCUGGGCAGAAAAUUAUCUUCAAGAAAUCAUAAUACUAUUACUACUUCA
Messenger RNA from Salvia splendens (bonfire salvia), 1361 nucleotides. RefSeq names its product quinone oxidoreductase-like protein 2 homolog. The record is from RefSeq and is a predicted model, not a curated record. The transcript is spliced from 5 exons. Gene Ontology annotation, molecular function: oxidoreductase activity. The coding region runs from base 78 to 1115 and encodes 345 amino acids. Lineage: Eukaryota; Viridiplantae; Streptophyta; Magnoliopsida; Lamiales; Lamiaceae.